This is a messenger RNA of Gloeophyllum trabeum ATCC 11539, 564 nucleotides long. RefSeq lists its product as uncharacterized. The record is from RefSeq and is a predicted model, not a curated record. The transcript has 3 exons. Bases 1 to 564 code for a protein of 187 amino acids. Lineage: Eukaryota; Fungi; Basidiomycota; Agaricomycetes; Gloeophyllales; Gloeophyllaceae.
AUGCCCACUACGUUGUCGCCGCUUGCAAGGAUGCUCCAGCUACUGGAUACGUGCAGCCAGCAAGGACGGAGUGACGUUCCUGAUGCCCACUCGUAUACCGGGGCUUUUACCCUGCGAAGAAGAGGAAGCGGCGUGAAGAUCUGCGUCUGUCUGGUCAUACAAGCCGAUUCGCCCCUGGGCAAUAUCAAUGGACAAAACGCGGUUGUUUCGUCAGGGGUGCCUCGAGGGUGCUACGCUGGAGCGGAAGGUACAGGCGAAGUGUCUUCGGGGGCAGGAGAACGAGGGGACGUCCCUCCUACGCUCUCCACGCGCGGGCAGCUGUUGACGGCCGUGUCCCCUCGCCGGGAAGAUCGAGCAGCGCGGACGCACGUCCGGACGAAGCCCCUCGACCACGAAAACAAAUUGACCGCCAACGACAGAGGCGACAGACACCGCGGCGGCGUCGAAAUUCCUGCCCCGAGGUGCGGUGCACGGCUUUCCGAUGUGCACGGCGACGUCGAGCAGGGUCUUGAGAAGAUGGGUUGGGAUGGGGACCCGAGGGUGGGCGGGAACAUGGCGAUUUGA